AAUCGGGGCAAAACCUCUCGUCUUGUCUCUCGGCGCGGUCGCACUUCAGAAAAUGAUCAAGUCAGUUGUUCUCGCUCUGCUUCUGUUUUGCCAAUCGAUCCGCAUCGGGAAAUGCCUCCGGACGGAAGACAAAGCUCGCGAGACAAACAAAACGAGCGACGAAAUUUCACAAUACAGACCGAAAAGGAGUCUCACUUUUCCCGAUCCGUCCACGAUCCUGCUGAUCUUUGGUUUGGGAACUCCGUUGCAGCUGGAUCGGGAGAGCGUAAUCGUGGGUGUGUUCACGAAAAUGGUAUACGCCUUGCCGACCAACGCCACAGAUUUCACGGAGCCAGGAGUUUAUUAUACACGAACCAGUAAAAGCAGAUGGAGCUUUUACAAGAUGUUCGAAAAGGUGAUGGUCACGUACGGCUUUGGCGGCAAAGAGUGUUUACUGAGGGCCAUUUGCGAGGUCGCUCACGUUCCAUUUGACGUUCAUCACGGUCUGCUCGGACAGUUGCUGCAGACUUUUCUCAAGCCGUCCAGCACGGAAGAAGAAUACGACGAGUACGAGGAUCGGGAAUAUCGGGCGGCCGAGUGGCUGGGCGAGCGAGCGGAGGGCGAAAACUGCCACGCCCUUUAUCCGGAAUGCCGCAGAAGUGUGCUCGACGUGUUUUCCACGUUGAUCACGUGA
This is a messenger RNA of Pseudomyrmex gracilis, 673 nucleotides long. RefSeq lists its product as uncharacterized. The record is from RefSeq and is a predicted model, not a curated record. Lineage: Eukaryota; Metazoa; Arthropoda; Insecta; Hymenoptera; Formicidae. The coding region runs from base 53 to 673 and encodes 206 amino acids. The transcript has 3 exons.